Molecule: messenger RNA, 861 nt
Organism: Lepidothrix coronata (blue-crowned manakin)
Lineage: Eukaryota; Metazoa; Chordata; Aves; Passeriformes; Pipridae
Gene: MFAP2
Product: microfibrillar associated protein 2
Exons: 8
Coding region: 169-861 (230 amino acids)
Biological process (GO): embryonic eye morphogenesis
Cellular component (GO): microfibril
Source: RefSeq, a predicted model, not a curated record
UUCGCAUCGAGAAGCUCUCACUGGUUAUUAUUUGGAAUUAUUAUCCCGGUUUUUCCCCUCCCAGGCAGCAGCGGGAGCAGGAAGGGGCCGGCCCAGGUGUGGCUUUAGGACCCAGCGGAUCCCCCAUGUUGGAGACUCCUCCGGCUGCUCCUCCGUCAUUCCAGCAGGAUGAGAGGGACGGGGCUCUUCGUGCUGUGCCUGCCAGUGCUGCUGGUGCAGGGCCAGUACAGCCGCUUUGAGGGCAUCACCUACCCCGAGCCCGUCCAGUAUUCCCAGUACGACCAGCAGGCAGAAAUCCAGGAUUACUACGACUACCACGAUGUCACCCCCCGUGCCCCUGAGGAGCAGUUCCGGUACCAAUCCCAGCAGCAAUCCCAGCAGGAAACUGUGCCGGCCCCGACCCCAGCCGCCGCCCCCGAGACCGAGCCCACGGAGCCGGGACCGCUGGACUGCCGGGAGGAGCAGUAUCCCUGCACGCGGCUCUACUCGGUGCACAAGCCGUGCAAGCAGUGCCUGAACGAGAUCUGCUUCUACAGCCUCCGCAGGGUUUACGUCAUCAACAAGGAGAUUUGUGUCCGCACCGUGUGCGCCCACGAGGAGCUGCUGCGAGGUGAGGGAUCCAAAGGGUGGGGAGGGAUCGGAAUCCAAAGGGAAUUAUAUCCAAAGGGAAUUAUUCCCCAGGAAUUAUCGGGAAAAAUCCCCCCGGCCAAACCGAGCUGCUCCAGCGACUCCAGCGGAAUGGGCCAGGCUCUGCUGGGGGUUUUGGGAGCAGGGAUGGGGAUGGAUCCCCGCCCCCCCCAGGGGAUGGGAUGUGGAUUUGGGGAUGGGAAUGGGGAUGGAUCCCCCUCCGCCAGAGGAUGA